ACUGUACUUGCUGGCCAGCUGAUGAAUAUACAAUAAUAUCUAUAUCAACUUGGGUGCACUUGACAGUGCAGUACAUAGAUAAGCGCAUCCAAGAAAUCAGCCAUAACUUCAGUGGAGGCAGGACGCACAACCUCAGAGAUGGGAUGACACCCACACACAGUUCACCUCAACCUGCCAACAUUCAUGUCCAACUGUCUGCUUGAUGAACUACCCACAAGCCUCUUCCCAGUGCAAUGUCGACGGGUGAUACGAUGAAGGAUGUUGUCGCUUUCGCAUGCUUGAGAAGCAAGGAGAGCAGUGGAAGCCAUGACAGUGUGAUCAGCAUGAACUCAGGCUUUAGUGAGGACAGCAUGGAACACUUAUCUGCUGAGGAGAGGGCAUGCAUCAUGUAUCUGGAGCAGACCAUUGAAGCAUUGGAGGUGCAGGAGGACAGCGGACUAUCGAAUGACGAACCAGACUCUAGACGCCCUCCAGAGAAUAUGGGUCUAAAUAAAGUCAAUGCUAUUUCCAGAUUGGACUUCAAGACCAGAAUGGAUCAGCGAUCGGAGACCUUGACCACUCUGCUGGGUGGCUUUCCCGUUGGCAAGAAACCUGUGUACAUAUCAGUAACUGAAGAAAACAUAGCGGGGCAUAAUCUUUGGAAUCAAACCUGUGAACCAAACUUCACCACUGCUCCUAAAGCCAGCACAGAAGCACUUAAAGCAUCUAUGACGGUCAUAUCACCACCUCAAGUUCUGGUUACUGACUCGGUCCCUGGCCUCAGCAAAUCACUCGAUGCGCAUACUGAAGGACUGGGUUUACCAACCAUUGACGACUCUCCAAACAUAAUCCCUUACAUUACUCCUGACUUAGACCUCGGUCUGAUCCCACCACCAUCUGCUUUCAGGGAUGAUCCGGGACUUUACCCAGAGCCCGACCCAGAGCCCGAUCCAGAGCCUGACAGCAUCAAAGCCUCCCCUCACGACAACAGCAGCAGGCCAGUCUCUAUUGACUUGAAGCGGCUAUAUCAGAGAGCCUUGGAGAAGAGGCCACCAGUUAGCCCCCCUGCUAACAAGAAAACUACAGACAAGCUCGAUAUCAAAGCUCAUCAGAGUCCCCUCGCCUUGGAGUCUCUUCUACCAAUGAACCUUCAUCCUGAAGCCAAAGAGCCCCAAAGCCCACCCUCUGUGGCCCCUAAACCCAAAAGGCUUUCAUUCCACUCACUCUACCAAACACAAACGGAAGUACCUAAUACGCCAAAUGGGAACAGCGACCGACAACCGCUGAACCAGGAGAGAAUCCACCUUGAGGCCCUCCAGAAGAUUGGGCUGCUUAAAGGUUCUGUGACUGAUCCAGGCCCCACGGCGAGUCAUAAACUUUCCCCGCAAACACGAAGGUCAUGGGUACCUCUUCCAGCUCCGAGCAGUCCGACACUCCCGAGUCCAUCCAAUUUAACACCAUCGUAUCGCUUCAUAAGCAGUGCUUCCCCUGGCUCCUUCUCGACUGCCUCGGAAAGGCCGUCUGUCUCCACUGCCUUCAGUGACCAUGGCAGACCUUGCUCGUUAGGCCGGGAACAAUCUUCUGUGAACAAUAUUUUAGCGAGUUCAAAGUAUACUCAAUUAAAAUCGCCUUCUCUCACAUCAUCAGACCUGGUCAAGCAGUUAACCAAGGUUACAGGUUCCCGGUCAGGUGCCAUGGAGCACACCGGGCUCCGCCUAAGCCGCCCUGUAGAUCAUCAUGAAAGAAUUAGUGUUGAGCGGUGCCUCAAUCAUGCCACCAGCCCUGACAUUCGGCGACGUGUCUCCUCCUCUUCUGCCCUGCAGCACUCGAGAGACUCUCACAAGCUGCCUCGGCCGCAUGGAAUCAGUGUACUAAUCCCCCCUCGAGAUGCAAAUGGAAUGGACCGCCGUGAUGCCCUGAAGAAACUCGGACUGAUUAGGGACUAAGAUGAGCCAGGCACCCACUCAAAAUACCAUGAAGUUCUUACACAUAAUUAAUGACCUGUAAAUAAAUACAGACAAACAUUCCCAUCUUAUGUUCAAAGCUGCAGGAAGCCGGUGUAUUUCUCAAUGGAUAUCCUGUGUUGAUCAACAUCUCGAUAUUAUACAGUGGACCCCCACAUAUUCUCGAUUUGGCACCUGCAGAUUUAGUUGGUUUUUUUUGUUUGUUUAUUUGUUUUUUCGCCUUUUAAAAAUAUUUAUGUAUUUUAUUAUUUAUUUGCUUUUGGCGGGGAGCCAAUCAUUUAUAGUGGUAUUCUCCACUGAGUCAUUUUUUUUGGGGGGGGGGUGAAAAAAAAGUUGAAAUGCAUCAGAAUUCGAGGAUUUUCGCUGUCUGUGUGGCGGCCUGCUCCCUGUCCCCAGUGAAUAGUUGGGGGGGGGGGGGGGGGGGGUUCCACUGUACUGUGUACAUUUACAUAUCCACUUAGAGUACCUUAUAAGCUGCCUCAUUAGCCUUUAUUGCAGACAUGCACACUAUUGCACUCAGUAUAUCUCCUAAAACUGUCAGUUAAGCACUCAAAAUUCAUGUUUAAAUCUUAGAAAGAGAAUACAUUACAUUAUCCUGAUAAAGGAAAUGACGGAUGUCUGUUACUAUCUAUUUUAUGCCUCUGCUGACGGCAGGAAUUUUGGCAACAUGCAUCAUUUUCAUUUUUAAGAUACCACAUUGAGGCACUUGGCAGGAUAUGAAGUCAAACAGCAGGAAGGUGGUGAUUAAAAAAAAACUAUGUUCUGCAUUGCUUGUCCCUCCCUUUUGUGACACAAGUGCAAAGAUUUUACAAUAGCUGCAAGGGGAUACGAAUGUCAGAUGUUGCCUGUAAAUAAUUCUUGUCUUCAUUGUAGUUCUGGAGUGUCACCAUCAGCUGUGUCGGUGGCUUUAGAGUUGAUCAGAAAAGUGUCAUUAUACAGAUUCACUUUGACGUGCAUUUGAAAUAGGACAUAUUUUGUGUGAUUAAGAUUCUGGGUGUGACUGUUCGUUUGUCUAUAAGUGCCCUGCAAUUGGUUGGCAAACAAUUAAGGGUGUCCUCAGCCUCCUGCCUGAAGACGCCUGUGAUAGGUCCCAGACCCCCUACCCUCAUGAGGAUAAGCAGAUCAGAUAAUGGAUGGAUGGAAAUCUAUUUAUGUCGUGUCACGUCAUACACUGAGGCACAUGUCGCCGCCUCGCCUCCAGCACAACACUUAUCUAAUGUGAAGUUGCGAGAACUGGUGCAACCCGUUUUUUUUUUUUUGUCUUAUACUUUUACUUCCUUGCCAUGUACGGCACGUUGACAAGCUGCGUGUCUGUCUAAAUAACAUGCCUGACGAAAUAUUAACUUUGGGUUUGUGUAUUUGGAUGUAAUGGAGCUUAAGAACAAGUUGUGUUUUUAAAUUCUUAACAAGGCACGCUAAGGUAACUUAGCCAGUAGGAUACUGUGAACUUGGCCUAAACUUUUUUUCACAACCUUUAUAGAGCCAAGGCAUAUAUUUUAAGUUCGAAAUAUUUUUUUGAUCAAUGAAAUGAAAUGUUAUCAUUCGUAAGAGCUCUCACGGCACGCUGGUUGGGAAUCACUGGUAAACAAAUGUUCAUUUAAAAACAAAUACAUAAAAUAAUGCUGGCCACUAGAGGGCGGUCCUGAUUCAAACAUGAUCCAGCGCCACUUGAUAAAAGAGUUGAUGAGAGCCAAAAUGUUGGACAAACCAAAUUUAAACUACACUGUUGCCUACUUAACCCAACAAUCUAUUGAGACAGCAAUAAAACAUGCUCAUAUUCUCUCCGUUUUCAUUUUAGUGCACGUUGUUAUAGUGUAUGACUGUGUGAAAGAGAUCAACCUUGUUUUACUCAUUACUCAGAAAAAAACCCCCAGCAGACUAUAUCAUUUGAAUUUGUUCAAACAUAAUCCCGCACUUCACCACUUCUCCAACAUACAGAUAUAAGGGCAUUGUCAUGAAAAGUGUGUUUUAAUAUUUGCAACGAAAUUGCAUUAGCAUACACGUCACGAAAGAGCCACAGGAAAUGUUAGCAAAUUGUUCUCCUCAACAGUGUGAAAGUAAUUGUCUGGAUCUUUACUGCUGAUCAUUAAACUCUGAGCGAACAAUGCAAAA
This is a messenger RNA of Hippocampus zosterae (dwarf seahorse), 4055 nucleotides long. RefSeq names its product specifically androgen-regulated gene protein-like. The transcript is spliced from 5 exons. Bases 234 to 1925 code for a protein of 563 amino acids. Lineage: Eukaryota; Metazoa; Chordata; Actinopteri; Syngnathiformes; Syngnathidae. The record is from RefSeq and is a predicted model, not a curated record.